AUGGCUGCGACUUCGGCCGGGCAGACCGGCCCAGAAAGUGCACUACAAAAGCUUGCUCGCCGACCAUUCACUGUCUCGCUCCUCUCGCUCGCCGCUUCCCCUUCCUCGACUUCAUCAGCUGCACCGCUUCACUCUCGACACCUCAAGCGGAUCCACCUCGCGCCGGAGAUCCUCAAGGCAGUCAAGAUCUGUGCCGGAGAUGCGAUCGUCAUACGCAAGAUGGGAACCCAGGCGAACGGGCUGGAGGAGGGGAUGAAGCAGCUCGAGCUGGACGAGUCCAGUACAGGUCCAGUGGCAGGACCGCGAGGAGCAGGGUUUGCUGUCGGUGUUGCCUGGCCAAACUUCACCAUGUCCGGCACUUCUGUCUUUGUCUCGCCUCUGCUUCUCGCGAACGCCGGCUUGUCCGUCGGCGACACCGUUUCCGUCUCGACGAUCGGCACUUCAGGCGUCGAGGUCCUCGAGGCGGACAAGAUGACGCUGAUCUACGAUUCGAAGGGCAAGCCAGGCAAGGACAGCUUCUUUGAGGCGUACGUGAAAGAGGUUCUCGUCGACGUCAAGUUCGUCGCGCAGCAUCACUUCGUCGAGGUCACCUACAACGGCAUCCUACGACGACUGCUCAUCAUGUCGGCAACCGGCAAUGUCGUCUCUCCCCCCGACGCAGCUCCUCCCUCUUCCGACUCUCCCGCUCGCGAACAGGUCUUCGUCAUCUCUCGAACGACGCACGUUUCUUUCCGACCACCCGGGUCGCCCGCUUCGUCUUCUGCAAAGUCCCGCACUCCGGCUUCGACUGCACGAGGAGGCGCAGCGGGAUCUGCCGCCUCGCCUUCACGAGGCGACUUGCCGGGUUACGAGCAGAUUGGCGGUCUCGAGAACCAGAUCGAGCUGAUCAGGGAGAUGGUGGAGUGGCCGUUGACGCGACCAGAGCUGUAUACCCACUUCGGCCUUCGACCACCCCGCGGUAUCCUUCUCUACGGCCCUCCCGGCACCGGCAAAACCCUUCUCGCUUUCUCCAUCGCCCGCUCGACCGGCUCGACUCUCCUCACGAUCAACGGCCCCUCCCUGUCUUCCGCCUACCACGGCGAGACCGAAGCGCGACUACGGGAGGUCUUCACCGAGGCGAAGCAGAAGAGCCCCGCCAUCAUCGUCAUUGACGAAGUCGAUGCACUGGCACCGAAUCGGGAGGAAGGCGGAGAGGUGGAGCGAAGGGUUGUUGCGACGCUGCUGACUUUGAUGGACGGCCUAGAGGACAAGGCGGAACCGAAGAGGCGUGGCGAAGAGGACGAAGAGGACGAAGAGGACGAGGAAGACACUGGGGAGGAGAAGGAAGCGCCACGAAUCGUCGUCAUCGCCGCGACGAACCGACCGAACGCCAUCGACCCUGCGUUGCGACGACCAGGCCGCUUCGACAAGGAAAUUGAGAUCGGCGUGCCCGACGCCGCUGCGCGACUUUCCAUCCUCAAGGUACUGCUGAAGCGGACACCACAUGCCAUUCCUGACGACACACUCCAGUCCAUCGCCGCCCGAACACACGGCUUCGUCGGUGCCGACCUGUCUUCCCUCGUUCAUUCCGCCGGACUCUCCGCCAUCAAGCGGUCAUACUCGCUUCUCUCUUCCUCCUCCGCACCCUCGCUUUCGUCCAUGCAAGUUCUCCCGUCCGACCUCGACGCCGCUCUUCUCUCGACUCGACCGUCCGCGAUGCGCGAAGUCUUCCUCGAGACACCCAAGGUCUACUUCAGCGACAUCGGAGGGCAAGAGAACGUCAAGGCGAAGCUCAAGGAGAGUGUCGAAUGGCCUCUCUUGCACCCCGAGGCGUUCAAGCGGCUUGGCGUUAACCCUCCUCGCGGCGUUCUCUUGUACGGCCCGCCCGGUUGUAGCAAGACGCUCAUUGCGAAAGCUCUCGCGACCGAAGGAGGCCUCAACUUUAUCGCAGUCAAGGGACCGGAGGUCUUCAACAAGUAUGUUGGCGAGUCGGAGCGGGCGAUCAGGGAGAUCUUCCGCAAGGCGCGAGCUGCGGCGCCUUCCAUCGUCUUCUUGGACGAGAUCGACGCGCUUGCGCCGGCACGAGGCUCGGACGAGAGUAGCGGACCGACAGGCGACCGCGUCCUGAUGAGCCUCUUGACGGAGAUGGAUGGAAUCGAGGAGCUCAAUGGCGUCGUCGUCCUCGCCGCGACCAACAGGCCCGACGUGAUCGACCCCGCUUUGAUGCGUCCUGGCCGCCUCGACCGCAUUCUCUACGUCUCACCACCGGAUCUCGAGGCGCGCAAGCAGAUCUUCCGGCUCAACUUUACCAAGAUGGCCGUCAAUGAGGAUGUCAGUGUAGACGAGCUGGCUGAGUUGACGGAUGGCUGCUCUGGCGCCGAGUGCGCGUCAAUCUGCCAAGACGCCGCCCUGUCCGCCAUGAACGAGGACAUGAACGCGCCGAAUGUUCGACGAGAGCACUUCGUUACGGCCGCAAAGACGGUCCGACGACGGAUCACGCCGGAAGUCAUCCAGGAGUACGAGGAGUGGCGGGAUCGAAGCGGUGUUCGCAGCGCGUAA
Rhodotorula toruloides NP11 is the source of this 2538-nucleotide messenger RNA. RefSeq names its product ribosome biogenesis factor recycling AAA family ATPase. The transcript is spliced from 9 exons. The coding region runs from base 1 to 2538 and encodes 845 amino acids. The record is from RefSeq and is a predicted model, not a curated record. NCBI's taxonomy places the organism in Eukaryota, Fungi, Basidiomycota, Microbotryomycetes, Sporidiobolales, Sporidiobolaceae. Gene Ontology annotation, molecular function: ATP binding; ATP hydrolysis activity. Gene Ontology annotation, cellular component: cytoplasm.